Messenger RNA from Salarias fasciatus (jewelled blenny), 1592 nucleotides. It is a transcript of the gene ascl1b, whose product is annotated as achaete-scute family bHLH transcription factor 1b. The transcript has a single exon. Gene Ontology annotation, biological process: neuron differentiation; sensory organ development; regulation of neurogenesis. Gene Ontology annotation, molecular function: DNA-binding transcription factor activity, RNA polymerase II-specific; protein dimerization activity; RNA polymerase II transcription regulatory region sequence-specific DNA binding. Lineage: Eukaryota; Metazoa; Chordata; Actinopteri; Blenniiformes; Blenniidae. Gene Ontology annotation, cellular component: RNA polymerase II transcription regulator complex. The coding region runs from base 156 to 761 and encodes 201 amino acids. The record is from RefSeq and is a predicted model, not a curated record.
UGGAGUAAGCAGUCAAGAGAGACUUGGACUAGAGUUAGCCACACGGUCCCCCACGCGAAGGACACGAGAGCUGUGCACUGCCAAACCCCUUUCCUCGCGCGUCCUCCUCCUCUUCUCCCACUCUUCUGCAUCCGUCAGGGAGAACUGACAGCGAGAUGGAAACGACCACCGUCACCACCACGCAGACUGCUUUCAGCUUCGGACGCGCCACCAUCAGCCUGCACGCGCCGGCCCAGGACUGCGCGGUGCCCCCCGCGCACCCCAACGGCGGCGGCGCCGCCUCCGCCUUCCAGAGCAAGACCAAGGUGCUGAAGAGACAGCGCUCCAGCUCGCCGGAGCUCCUACGCUGCAAGCGGCGUCUGAGCUUCAACGGGCUGGGUUACUCCAUCCCGCAGCAGCAGCCGGUGGCCGUGGCCAGGAGGAACGAGCGAGAGAGGAACCGGGUCAAGCAGGUCAACAUGGGCUUCCAGACGCUGCGCCAGCACGUGCCGAACGGCGCCGCCAACAAGAAAAUGAGCAAAGUGGAGACCCUGAGGUCUGCGGUGGAGUACAUCAGGGCUUUACAACAACUUCUUGACGAGCACGACGCGGUGUCGGCCGCUUUUCAGUGCGGUCUGCCGUCUCCGACUCUCUCCAACAGCUACUCCGCCGACCCGGAGUCACCUCACUCCACCUACUCGUCAGAUGAAGGCGGCUAUGAGCCUCUGAGCUCCGAGGAGCAGGAGCUGCUGGACUUCACGACCUGGUUUGACAGGUACUGAGGCUGUCAGCAUCCAGCCCACACAGCAGCGCCUGUGCGUAAAAGCGACUCUCGUCCCUGAGAAAUGCUGACAAAGACUUGAUAAAGGCGUCAGAUCAGUCUUGCCCUCCGUGGUUGGAAGUGAUUUGUUGCCUCCCUCCCUCACGCGGGCUGCUUCUGCAGGAGCAAAGCAAUAGAGAGAGAGAGAGAGAGAGAGAGAGAGAGAGAGAGAGAGAGAGAGAAAGAGAGAGAGAGAAGGGGACGUCUCAUUUCGUCGCAUCGAAGUCCUCAGAAGUAGGAGGGUGUUGGACUCUGACACGUUGAAGCGUGGAAGUAACGAACUGUUUAUGUUGUGUUUGAAUAAGUGCAAUUAAUAGGUGACACACCGGUGCUGCAGCUCCACCGGAUCCGUUUGAUGGUGAGAGUCCCAUCAGACCACCAGGACUGCCCUCCUCAGCUGUCAUGGGAGACACAACAGAGAUGAUGCGUCAACAGACUUUUUUUUGUGCGUGAUGUACAUUUCUUCAUAACAAAACUGUAUCAUAAAAGGGACUGUUUUAACACGAAGACAUAUUUUUGUACACCGAGUCAAACAAAUGUUGUUGAACAACGUCCACUGCCAUGUCCGUGACAGUGUUUUGAUAACUGUCAGCCAGGCAGUGACUUGACUUUUUCUGAGUUGUAUGACUGAACAGCAAUAUCGAGGCUACCUGUGACAGAUUGUAGUUUUUUAAUAGGUGGUAAGGAGACAUUUAAUAUUUUAUGCACUUGUUCUCAACUUCCCGUAGCCUAAAAUGUACAUAUUUGAUUUUAACAGAUAUAUUUUGUGUAAAACGAGUUUUAUAAAUAAAGA